CGCGUCACUGCGUGUGGGACCCACAUGUCACAUAAUGUCACACUCAAUGGAUCCGCAAAAUACUAUAAAUACCCCAAACACAAGACAAUGCCAAGUCACCUACGUUCCAGAAGCUGCUCCUCAGUUUCUCCAAACCCAAUCUCUCAUCACCCCAGGGACCUGUCAGAUUUAGUUAAGGGUUUUACAUCAUCACUGUUUAAAGAUAACAUAGAUAUGGAAGCCUCCCAUGACAUCAAGAUCAAGGAUGACAAGCCAGAUGAUGUAAAGGAAGACAAGAUUAAGGUAGAACUGGAACUGAAGGCUAAAUCAGUUGAGAAAGAGCAUCCAAAAUGUAAGGAAGAGAAGAAACAUAAAGAUGAAGAAAAAUCAAAGAAAAAGAAGAAAGAGAAGGAGGAAGAUGAGGAGGGAGAGAAAAAAGAAAAUGCUAUAGAAGAAAAAGGAGGGGAUGGUGAAGAGAAAAAGAAAAAGGAGAAGGAUAAGAAGGAGAAGGAAGAGAAGAAGAAAAAGGAAAAGAAAGACAAGGUUGACAAAACUGAUGUAGACAAGGUCAAGGGGAAAGAAGAUGAUGGGAAGGAUGAUGAAGAGAAGAAGAAGGAAAAAAAGAAAAAGGAAAAGAAAGACAAGGAUGAUAAAAUUGAUGCAGAGGAGGUCAAGGGAAAAGUAGAUGAUGGGGAGGAUGAUGAAGAGAAGAAGGAAAAGAAGGAGAAGGGAAAGAAGAAAAAGGAAAAGAAGGAAAAAGAUGACAAAAUCGAUGCAGAGAAUGAUCAGGGGAGAAAAGAUGAUGGGGAGGAUGGUGAAGAGAAGAAGGAAAAGAAGGACAAGGAGAAGAAGAAAAAGGAAAAGAAGGACGAAGACAUAGAAGAAGGAGAUGGUGAUGGUGAAGAGAAGAAGAAAAAGAAAGAGAAGGAGAAAAAAAAGGAAAAGAAGGACAAGGAUGAAGAAGCAGGCACAUUAAAGAAAAAGGAUAAGAAGGAGAAAGAUCACAAAAAGGAGAAGAAGGAUAGAGAUGAGGAGCGGGAUGGAAAAAAAGAGGGUGAGAAAACGGAUAGCAAGGCUGAAGUUUCGGUAAGGGAUAUUGAUAUAGAAGAAAUCAGAAAGGAAGGUGAAAAAAGAGAUAAAGAAAACGAUGGUGGGAAGGAAGUGAAAGAGAAGAAAAAGAAAGAAGAAAAAGACAAGAAGGAGAAGAAAAAAGAUACUGGAAAGGACAAGACCAAGGAUCUUAGCUCACUUAAGCAAAAGCUUGAAAAAAUUAACGGAAAACUAGAAUCACUCCUCGAAAAGAAAGCUGAUAUAGAAAGGCAGAUAAAACAAGCCGAAACUGAGGGUCAUGUUGUCAACGAGAAGGUCAAGGAUGAGGUACAGUAGUUGUUCAGGAUACACUUAUACUGUUUUGAGUAAUAUACAAAAUAUGUUUGCUCUUUAUAAGUUGUUUUGUGUAAUAAAGCUGUCUUUUUAUUUGAGUGAGAAGUGAUACAUUUGUGCACAUUCUUAUGCUUCAUGUGGGAUUUGAUUCAAUGGAUGCCUUACUUAAUGUGCAAACAUCUGGCGAUCUAUUUCUUAAAUCCCGGAUUCAACUAAUAUCUGAGAUUCUAUGCUUAAGAUCGAGAACACAUAAUGAAAAGGUCAAUAAAGAAGAACCAUCCAGGGAAAUUAAUGACCAGUUACGUAUUAAGAUAUGUGGCUUUUGCAGUAUAGAACAAAAAUUUCAACAAAAUCAAGCAGAUCUAUUGGACUAACUUUUGCACUCUAAAGUUAACGAAAGAUUGGUUGGUAUGCGUUAUCUGCAAAUUUUUGCUUUGUUUAUAGACCAAAGAUAAAACUACCCAGUCUCACAAAUGCCAUACCACAACAGUUACCAUUUUUAAAAGUAUUUUAUGUCACAUGGCAUGAUCUGAAAGAAAAAUAGAGUACAGGUUUCUUUGUUUUGACAAUAUGCCACUUAUAGGGUUGUGGUUAGAGAGGCAUGCAAAAUGAUGUUCUCUGUAACUUACUAUCUGGGAUGCUGUAUUUCCUCAGUAGUUUAGAUUUCAGACAAAAGAGAUGCAGUGAGGUUAACAGACCCAUCACAAUCUUGCAUCAUGAAAAAUGUUUAUGAAAUAAUGUCUACCGUUAUAAACUUA
Messenger RNA from Cajanus cajan (pigeon pea), 2120 nucleotides. RefSeq lists its product as uncharacterized. The record is from RefSeq and is a predicted model, not a curated record. Lineage: Eukaryota; Viridiplantae; Streptophyta; Magnoliopsida; Fabales; Fabaceae.